Messenger RNA from Malassezia sympodialis ATCC 42132, 4452 nucleotides. RefSeq lists its product as uncharacterized. Gene Ontology annotation, cellular component: anaphase-promoting complex. Lineage: Eukaryota; Fungi; Basidiomycota; Malasseziomycetes; Malasseziales; Malasseziaceae. The transcript is spliced from 2 exons. Gene Ontology annotation, biological process: metaphase/anaphase transition of mitotic cell cycle; protein K11-linked ubiquitination; anaphase-promoting complex-dependent catabolic process. Gene Ontology annotation, molecular function: molecular adaptor activity. The record is from RefSeq and is a predicted model, not a curated record. The coding region runs from base 1 to 4452 and encodes 1483 amino acids.
AUGUACGUCACGCAGGACACGUGCGAGGCGGUCGUGUGCGUGGCGCUGGACCGCCUGCUGUACGUGCAUGUGCCGCGCCUCGGCCACGCGGCGUCCGUGCCGCUGUCGUUCUGCGCGGCGCGCGUGUGGCCGCUGCACACGGGCGUGCUGAUCGUGCGCGAUGCGCAUGCGCACACGAGCGGCGCGGCGCUCCCGGGCGCCUACUACGUGCGCAGUCUCUUUGACGAGGCCGCGCCGUGGACGCGCGCGGCCGCGCUGCAGCGCGAGGACGGCGCGCCGGUCGUGCACGGCGCCACGGCGCCCUUCCCCGAGAGCGGCGAGCAGAUCGUGUGGGCGAGCGACGGGCGCACCUGCCCCGCUGCGCUGCUCGUGUCGCUCAGCCGCGAGCGCCGCGCCCUGCGCGUGUACCAGUAUGUGACGUCGUCCGAGCCGCUGCAGCAGCGCGCCGCGCCCAAGACGCAUGCCGCGCCGCCCCCCGCGCCCAGCGCGGUGCGCUCGCGCAAGUCGCUGCGGCGCUCGAGCCGCGUGAGCGAGCUCGGCGCGCGGCGCGCGUCCGAGUACCACCCGCCGCUCCCGCUCCUCGAGCCCGAGCAGGACGCCGCGCUGCUCGGGCGCCGCGCCACGCACAGCCUCUCGGACGUGGACAUGGCGCCCCCGAGCGGCGCGCCCCACCCCCUCUUUGCGCACCUGGCGCACGCACACGCCUGCGUCGUGCUCCUCGAAGAGAUCACCGUGCCGGAGCUCGCCCAUGCGCCGGACGACGCCCACAGCGUGCGCGUGCUGUGGUUCUACGAGCGCCUGUACAUCUUCGUGCGCGCCUCCGAGCGCGUGUUCUGCCGCUGUGUCGGCGCGGGCCCGACGCUGCAUGCGCCGCACCAUGCGGACGCCGACGCCGUCUUCGCCGCGCGCGACGUCGCGUGCGUGUCGCUCGUGCGCCCGAACGACGCGCUCCUUCAUAUCGAUGCGCACCAUACGGCGUGGCUCGUGUGUGGCCCGCCAGGGCCGGCCGCCGCCGUGCCGUGGGCGCACGACGCGACGCGCGUGCGCGUCGACGACGACGCCCAGCUGCUCGUACGUGGCGCGUGGGCGCCGCAUCCCGUGUAUGCGCGGCCGGGCGAUGCGCUCGCCGCGCGCGUCCUCGACGCGCUCAGUCUCGCGCUGCCGGUGUCGACGGCGAGCGCGCUGCUGGCGCAGUGGGCUCGUGCGCCAUGCACCUGGGCGGGCCUCGCGCAGGUCCUCGCCGUCGACGAGGCGGCGACAGGCCCGGCGCACACGUGCGAGGCCCACGCGCGCUCGCUGCUGACGGCUCUCGGCUACGCCGCCGCGCCGCCGGCGGCGGCCGGCGCCGGCGAGCCGCGGCCGUCCGAUGCGGGCGUCGCGGUCGUGCUGCACUUUCUCGCGCAGGACGCCAUGAUCGAUCUCGCGCGCCGGCGCACCGAUGCGCCGCGCCUUGUGGCCCUGCUCGUGCCUCUCCUCGAGCGCCUGGGGUGGGGCGCGUGGCUCGACGCGUGGACGCGUGUGUACCCGGUGCGAGCCGUCUCGCAGACCGGCGGCGGCCCGCCGGCGCCGCCGGACGUGUAUGCGACGCUGCGUGCGACGCUCGAUGGCGACGCGCGCACGCUCGACGCGCUGGCGCAGACGGUGGCGGACACGACACACACGCCGCCUGUGCGCCACCUCGCGACGUGGUGCCCGCUCUUGCACGCGCUGCUCGACGUGUACGGCGUGCUGGCGCACGGCACCGCCACGGACGUCGUGCAUGCGCUCCUCCGCGUGCACUGGGACGCGCGGACCGUGCAGCGCCUCCCUGCGGGCCUCGCGCUCCCUCUGGAGGAGGCGCUCCGGACGUGCCAGCUGGAUCCGCCCGCGCAGGCCCCGCCCGCGCUGUAUGCGCUCCUGCGCCGCGCGGACGCGGCCGCCGCGUCGCUCGCUGCGCCGCCGCCGCCCGUGACGAUGCGCGCGGCGCGGCAGGCGACGCUCCCGCCCGGCCUGGAUCCGCUGAGUGCGCACAUCUUCCACCGCGACCACCGCCUCGCCGAGGUCGCGCGCAUGCUGUGUACGACGCGCGUGCAGACUGCGCGCCUGCCGACGGACGAGACGGGCACGUCGCCGGCGGCCUCGGCGCUUGCGCGCACGCUCGCGGAGCGGACCCUGUCGCAGUGUGUGGGCCGCGGCAUGUUCCGCCUCGCGAGCCAGACGCUGCGCACGACCGGCACAUGGCGCACGCCGCGCCUGUGUGUCGCGCUGCGCACGCUCCCGGACGGCGCGCUCCUCACCGACACGCACGAGCCCGCCGAGCUCGAGUGGCCCGAGUUCCACAAUGGCGCCGCGUCCGCGCUCGAGAUUGGCGCGGCGCCGGUCGACUCGAGCUGGAUCUUUGCGCAUGCGGGCGAUACGCGCGGCGCGCGCGCGCGCCAUGCCGGCUUCCUCCUGGGCCUGGGCCUGCAGGGGCACCUGCGCACGCUCGGUCGGGUCCAUGCGUACCGCUACCUCGCUCCGCGGCACACGCUCACGACGAUGGGCCUCGUGCUCGGCCUGGCCGCCUCGUUUAUCGGCACGGGCGACCCCGUGGCGCGGCAGAUCAUGGCGGUCCAGGUCGCAGCGUUCCUGCCGGCCGGGAGCGUGCCGCUGCACAUGGCGCCGCUGACGCAGGCGACCGGCCUGCUCGGCAUGGGCCUCGUGUUCUGCGGCACGGACCACCGCUGGACGGCCGCGCGCCUCGUGGCGCAGCUCGACGCGCCCCUCGACACGAGCGAGGCGCUCGAUCGGCACCGCGACGUGUACGCGCACUGCGCUGGCCUCGCGCUCGGGCUCGUGCACCUCGGCCGCGCGCGGCGUACCGGCAUGUCGAGCGCCGCGGACCUCGCGCUGACGGCGCGGCUGUGCCGCCUGCUCACUCCCACCGACGACACGCCGCCGCUCGCGGCCGUGCGCAGCGCGGCGGCCGCGAGCCUGGCGCUCGCGCUCCUGUUUCUGCGCAGUGGGCGGCGCGACGUGGCCGAGGCACUCAAGCCGCCCGCGCUCGAUGCACUCGCGCACAUGCGCCCCGACCUGCUGCUCACGCGCGCGCUCGCGCGCGCGCUGAUCCUCUGGGACGCGACGCCCGACGAUGCGUGGCUGGCGUCGGCGUGCCCGGCGCUCACGGACCCUGCGGCGCUCGAUCCGCACCAGGCGCUCGCCUUCUACUACAUUCGCGCGGGCGCAUGCCUGGCGCUGGGCCUGCAGUUCGCCGGCACGGGCGAUGUGCGUGCGCGUGCGCUCCUGCUGCGCCAGCUGGCCUAUGCGCCCGAGCCGCCCACGUCGUACGAGGCGCGCCUCGUGCGGGCGGCCAUCACGAUGCUGCACGACGUGGUGCGUCUCGCGCUGGGCUGCGUCAUGGCCGGCACGGGCGACGUGGAUACGCUGCGUGUGCUGCGUGCGGCGCACGGCGCGCUGGACGUGCCGUACGGCAGCCACAUGGCGACGCAUAUGGCGCUCGGUCUCUUGUUCCUCGGCGGCGGCCGCUUCAGCGUGGGGCGGAGCGAUCGCGCGAUGGCGGCCCUGCUGAUGACGUGCCUGCCGCGCUUUCCCCUCGCGCCCGACGACACGGGCGCCCAUCUGCCGGCGCUGCGGCACCUGUGGGUGCUGGCCCUGUCGCCGCGCCUGCUGGCCGCGCACGACGUGACGAGUGGCGAUGUGUGUUUCCUGCCAGUGUCGGUCGGCGGCACACGCCUCGAGACGCCGGCGCUUGUGCCGCCGGACGCUGUGGCCACGGGCGCGAUGGCCGUGUCGGACAGCCGGCGGUACUGGCCCGCGGCUGUGCCGCUCCGGGCGUCCGCGCCGCUCUCUGUGCACUGGCUUCCUGUGCAGCGGCGGACGGGGUUCCUGACGUAUGCGGACGACCCGCACGGCCACCGCAGCAUCUUUGCGCGCACGGCGCAGGUCACCGCGCCGCGCUGGACGGCCGAUGCGGAAGGCGCGCGGCACCUGCAGGACUUGCGUGUGCUUGUGCAAGGGUUUACGACGGCGCCCGAGGUCCAGGGGCUCGUGCGCUACGUGUGUGGCGCUGCGGCGCCGUUUGCCUCGUUUUGUGCGUCUGUCCUCCUGGAUGGCCUUCUCCACGACACGCCGAUGCUCCCGCGCGUGUACCUGGCGCUCUGGGCCGGCUGGCAGCAGCCCGAGGCGCCGGACCGCGUGCUCUUUGUGCAGGAUGUGGCCCUGCUGCGUGCGCUGUACCGCUCGGCGGCCGAUGCGCGGCUGCGUGGCACGCGCGACCGGCUCGUGCCGCGCGACGUGCUGGACGGUCUGGCGUGGCAGCUGACGCAGCAGCUCGGGCCGAGCAUGCCGGGCGUGUCCGCGUACUUGCGGGGCGCGCCGCUCGUGCGCGAGGCGGCGUGGGCCCUCGCGCUGCUCGAGGCGCCGAGCGCGGCGGACGUGGCGCGGCUGCCGAGCCCCUGGUGCAGCAGUGCGUAG